UACGACUGUCCAUUAACAACAUUCCUUCAUAAAAGUCAGACACCCCUCGCUCAGGUAAGCAUGGACUCGUCUUUACUGUAUUUACCUUCCGUCUCAACUGUCUAAUUAUAGCGCCAUGGCACAGAAGGCCAGCAAGAUCGUUAUUCUCUCUCUGAUCAUCUGCUCCGUCGGCUUCAUUUUCUUCCUGUUGAGUUUUGGGACCGGAAAUUGGCUGGAACCCAAUGCAAACGACAACCAGGGAUUCCUGAGUCUGGGGCUAUGGGAGGCCUGCUUCAGGAACUGGCGCUAUUACAAGGACCCCACACAGAACAUCUAUGACGGAUGUCGCUGGAUGCUGUCCGCGGAUUUUGACGCCAUCCGGGAAUGGAUCUGGCCGUCCUGGAUGCAGGGUGUGCAGGGAAUCAUGUGCGUGUCCCUGGUGCUCGAGAUCUCUGUCGUCAUCGUGUACGUCAUCGUCAUGUUCCACAUGUUACGUCAGAAGUACGUGUACAUAACGCUACUGGUCACUGCAGGGGCAAACUUCAUCUCAGCGUUUUUCUGUGCAGUGAGUUUGAUUGUUUUUCACACAAAAGCUCUGAACGACCUCCGAUGGAUUGAAAACAACGAGAAACAAAACCAGGGCUGGUCCUUCUUCAUCCUGAUUCCCGCCAUCUUGUGUUUCAUCAUUUCCGGUGUGACAACUGUCAUGGCCGCGAGGAGGUUCCAGAGAGACGACAGUGACGGACCAGUGGCGAUCCCCUACCGUUCGUGAGCAGACGGACAAUAUGGUGCUGUGUCAUUUCACUGUCACAGAUUGGUGGGAUCACAUGAUAUUCACGGUACAACUGCGCCCCCUAGCGCGCGGAGCAGCAGCAGAGCAGUGGUGAUAAGCUAUAGCUGUAGUAUACCGGUAUAUUUUCGCUUGUUGAUUAGAAUCUCCAGGCUAUGUUUGGGUCUUCAAAGGUUCAGCAAAUACAAACUAAUAUGUUGUACAUGUAAAUAUGUUUUUCAUCUUCCUGCUCGUGCAUGACAUUUGUUAGUAUGUGCUAAAUUACAAAUACAUUUAUACAUGUAUAUUGGCUAUUGAUCGAGAUAUUCGUAGAAGGAUGUCAUUAAAAAACGACCGUGUUGUCGUUUUAUUCUGCAAUAGAACCGUUUAUCAAGAGCUUUGAUUUUCUAUGGGAUGUUACUAUAUGUACAUAUAUCUAGCAUAGUGUGCACACCAAAAAAAAGCUGUCAAAUAGCUUCGAUCUUUCUUCUAAUUCGCUAAGAGAAGCUUAUUAAUAUUCAUAGGCUGUCAAAAUCGGAAAAGUGUUGCGCCAAGAUUUGCUCUGUUGUGUUAAAAUGACGCUGUUUCAAUUAAAUAUGCAUCUCUGGGUGAAGUCGGACGAUUUUCAUUGCGUUCAAUGUAUUCCUAUCUAUUAGCCAUUGACUGGACAGCAGUAAACCUCGCCUUCAUGAAAUCGGAGUUUGUUACGUUAAAUAACUGACCAAAGUCCACGUUUUUGUUCAAACGGCUCUAUUAACAUUUUCUAUGAUAUUUUUUUGUGCUGUAAAAUUGUUAAAGGGGCAUGGUCACGAUUUUGACCAAAUUUUAUUUUUUCUGUUUUUAUUAUUUGCAAUGCUUUAGGAAUGCAUUUCCAAUGAUUACAUGAAAUUUGGGUGCCAGUCGUUGAGUUUUAAGCAAGAUACAGGGCUCUUCGUCUUCGUCAUGUAAACAAGGCUCGUGCCCUGUUUUUGUUUACAUAGGUUCAAUAUACUAGUAAAAAUCUUUUUAAAGCUGGUUGGUCUGCCUUAUUAUUCAUUUAAAGCACAAAUAAACAGUUCCUUACGAUUAACACAUUUAUUUUAGGUCUUAAACUGGAAUUUUCACCUAAACAUUCGAAAUGUAAACAAACGCUUUGUUUACAUAGCGAAGAAUUGUAAGCUCUGUAACUCGCUUAUAACUCAUCAAAUGACAUUCAAAUUUUAGUUGCCUAUUUAAAAUGACUUACUGAAGCAUUGUAAACAUCAAAAUCGAAAAAUUAAUUUUUUACCAAAAUCGUGACCAUGCCCCUUUAAAUACUAUUGAAGGCUUUGGUCCCGCUUUCAUUAACCUCAAAUUUAUACCACUUUUCUUUUAAGCUGAGUAUCGAGUCGAGUCAUUUUAAAAGGUUGGUGACGGCGGGGCUAAUAUUUAUUACUUAAUUUGUCUCAUGAUCAGAAAUGUCAUCCUCUUAUUUUUUUUCUAGUUGUGUUUUACCUUUUUAUUAUUGAUAUGUGAUGUUUUCCUUGUUAAAACAUUCAUGCACAUUAUAUAUGUUUUUAUGAUUGUCUCAGAGUAAAGAUAAAAACCAUUUCUCUGAAGAAUGUUUGUGUGUGUUAUUUCCAAUUUUAAUAUUUCUUAUUAUAC
This is a messenger RNA of Magallana angulata, 2371 nucleotides long. RefSeq lists its product as uncharacterized. NCBI's taxonomy places the organism in Eukaryota, Metazoa, Mollusca, Bivalvia, Ostreida, Ostreidae. Bases 116 to 751 code for a protein of 211 amino acids. Gene Ontology annotation, cellular component: membrane. The transcript has 3 exons. The record is from RefSeq and is a predicted model, not a curated record.